This is a messenger RNA of Botrytis porri, 1269 nucleotides long. RefSeq lists its product as uncharacterized. Lineage: Eukaryota; Fungi; Ascomycota; Leotiomycetes; Helotiales; Sclerotiniaceae. The transcript is spliced from 4 exons. Bases 1 to 1269 code for a protein of 422 amino acids. The record is from RefSeq and is a predicted model, not a curated record.
AUGCUUUUUCAGCCAAUAGCUCUCGCCCUCUUUACGUCAACUUUCCUGGUCGAGGGUUCAAGUGUAAAGAGACACCAGGAUAUCUAUAAACGUGCCACGGCAACGAGCGGCGAUGACACCAGUCUUACCCUUGCACAAAAUGCCAUCGCAAGCGGCUCAUUCAGUGAUGGACUCGCUAAAAUUGGUGGUAGUGAAGCGGCCCAGGCUACUUCUGCCACUUCACAAAACAACUUCAUAAACUUUUGCGCAGGAGAAACUCUUACCAAUGGCCUUCAGAUUGUAACGGGGUCUUGUAAUGGAAUUCCAAUGGGUCAAAUUCCCGCGAAAAACAAAAUGAUGUCGUCGAUCAUUACAUUCCCUUUGGCUGGUAGCGCAUCGAUUAAAUCCGAUACAACAUUCAACAUUACUGUCCAAAUGUCCAACAUCACUCCAGGUUCCUUUUCUAAUGCGGCCUCCACUUACUUCUCUGCUCCACAACAGCUUGACUCAUCCGGAGUAGUGAUUGGGCAUACACACGUAACCGUGCAGGAUAUGGGGUCCAGUCUCAACCCAACUGGAACUUUGGAUCCUACUCAAUUCGCCUUCUUUAAGGGUAUAAAUGAUGCUGGAAAUGGACAAGGGCUUCUUUCGGCUACUGUUAAUGGAGGCUUACCGGCUGGCAACUAUCGUGUGUGCACAAUGGCUUCCUCAACUAAUCAUCAGCCUGCGAUUAUGCCUGUUGCCCAGCGAGGUACAGCAGAUGAUUGUACUAAAUUUACCGUCAUCGGAUCUGGAAAUACUGCAAAUGCUGCGUCUAAUAAUGGUUCCGGUGGACAAGCUGCUGCAGCUCUAGCAGCUAGUGCAGUCGCAGCUGGUCCAGACAACACCAACCCAGUGGCUAGCUCCUCCGAAAGUUCGAAAGCAUCAGCUUCGUCUUCUUUCUCUGCAGCGAAAGCGUCCAAGAUUACCGGCUCCAGCGCAUCAAGUGUACCUUCCAUUACAUCAUCAUCAGUACCUGCCUUUAGUAGCACAUCACCUGCCACUUCAUCUUCCGCAGGCUCCUCAACUUCUGCACUAGGAGGUAUAGCGGCGCCACCUGUCACCAACAGUGGAGAUUCAACUCGUCCUUUCUCAGUCAAUGGCAAUACAUUUGUGAAUGAAGCUGCGGCUUUACAAAGAAGUUGUGAUAUACAGUUUAAUGCAUGUGCGGAUGCAUUUAAUGGUGGGAAUGCAAGUGGGUUUGAUAUUGGUGACUGUCAGACGCAGGAAACUUCAUGUUUAGCUGGGUAG